Nannizzia gypsea CBS 118893 is the source of this 363-nucleotide messenger RNA. RefSeq lists its product as hypothetical. The record is from RefSeq and is a predicted model, not a curated record. The coding region runs from base 1 to 363 and encodes 120 amino acids. Lineage: Eukaryota; Fungi; Ascomycota; Eurotiomycetes; Onygenales; Arthrodermataceae. The transcript has 4 exons.
AUGGAUCCAAGGCACAGAGAGGAUACUGGCCUAUUACGCCGGGCCCAGGUAUGCCAAUUUAAUCUCGUAACUCUACGUACAUACAUACAUACAUACAUACGCACAUAUGUGUAUAUAUAUAGCUGUGGACGUUCUCGGAUUGGAGCUUUGGGGUCCACACCUGCACGAUCUGUUCUGGAAAUCUUCCGUCCAAGUUAUGCUUAUAACCACGUCUGUACGGCUUACGCGGUUCCUGCGUUGCUCGGUGGAGAACCUCCCAGCCAGUUAGCGUUGCAUGAAAAAUUUGCCAGCAGUCAUUUCCAACGGGCUGAGAUGCGGAUGGACUCAAAUGUUCAUGCGUUUAUGCGUGAACCAGGAAGUUAA